Molecule: messenger RNA, 1836 nt
Organism: Linum trigynum
Lineage: Eukaryota; Viridiplantae; Streptophyta; Magnoliopsida; Malpighiales; Linaceae
Source: the annotation of a GenBank genome assembly
AUGUCCAUCCUCGGCGACGACGGUCGUGGCUUCGAGCUGGCCACCAAGCUGGAGUCCCUCGGGGUAUGGCGGACGUGGUUCGGCGACCCUCUCUACUCCACCUUCGUCCAUUUCCUUUCUUCUCCUUCCUCCUGGGAAUCCUUCAUGCGGGCCGACGAGCUCAAGUCCAAAGCUCAGAUCCAACUCCAGCUCCGCGCCCGUGCUCUUCUCUUCGAUAAAGCUAGCGUCACCCUCUUUCUUCACUCCACUAUCAACCCUUCCCCUGCCGCUACUUCCGCAGCGGUCUCCAAGCUUAAUCCGACUUACUUGCAGUUGCAUGGCGACGAUGUCUACUACACUCUAGAGGAUGUGGAUCAGCGGCGAGAUGGUAGCGGCGCUGUUGGGCCUGUUAUGGCGUCAUCCAGGAGUCAUUCUAAAUCUUCUGUUACUACCGGAUUAAGAUAUGGUGAUCUUGACAUGGAUAAUGUCUCACAGAGGUUCAGAAAUGAUGAGUUGCCAGAAACUUGGUAUAGCCAGUUUAUAGAAAAGCAUAAAACUAACAGGUUAUUUAAGAUCCCGUUUGGGGAGAGAGAGCCAGAAAAACGUUCUCCUGAAGACAUGUCUAAUUAUGUUAAGCUUCGGGAUAAGCAUAAAAGAAGCCGUGUUAUGUUUAAGCAGGGCCAGUACUCGGGGCUUGGAAAUUCUGUCUUGGAAAGCACAUCAAGCAAGCAUCCCGACUCUCGUUUAGAUGGCCGAAGCUCAGUAGAUGAUGAUGUUUCCUUCUUUCCUGAAGUAAUGUUUAUGUCGAAUUGUGUGCCUGAUAGUGCACUCCCUCCAAUAGUUAGAGUGCAAGACAAUAACAAGAUUGAGUUCCGUGGGGUUCUUGACUCAUUGCCGCAGACCAGGAAUGCUGUAAUGAUUGAGAGACUCGGUAUUAGUGUUGAACAGGGAGGAAGCUCACAUCGUAGGAAAAAUGGUUCUGACGGGAAUAGGAAAAUGCUUAGUCAAGACCAAGCACAGCAGAUUUCUUCAAAGGUUGUUGCCCGCAUGUUGACCAGAGUGGGAUUUGAUGGUGCAAUGGAAGUUCCAGUGGACGUCUUGUCUCAACUGCUUGGGUGUCAUAUGAGUAAACUAGGCCACACUUUGAAAGUUCUUGCUGAUAGUUAUAGGAAACAGUGUUCAGCAGUUGAGCUACUAAAGAUGUUUCUUCAAACUUUGGGUCACAGUAACCUUGGACCUUUGAUGGAGCUCAUCAAGGAUGGCAGUAGGAAUGUCACCCAGCAAACUCAGCCGCAAGUACAUGGAAUGCAGCCACAGAUGCAGGCCCAGCACCAAAAUCCUCAUCGAUUGCCUCAACAAUUACAGAUGUUAAGACAAGCACACCCACAGAUGCAACAAAUGAUGCAUCCUCAAGGUUUGACUUUCCAGCAACAGCAACAGUUGGAGAGGAUGCGUAGGCGCCAACAACAAACUGCUCCUCGCCCCACUAUGGAUAUGGUGGAGAAGGAGAGACCCCCCAUGGCGCAAGUCAAGAUUGAAAGCGCACCAGAUUUGCCAUUGGAUAAUAAUAUCAAUGCGUUCAAUAAUAAUGCCAUGCAUGCCAGACAUCAUCCGCAGAUGCAGCAGCUCCGGCAGCAGCAACUGGCUGCAAUGUCGAAUCUCCAUGCUCAGACUGGCAGCAAUCAGCUCAGGCAGUUCACGUCAUUGCAAGUUCCUCAGAUACAAUCACCACCGAACAUGGGAAUUGUUAGGGCUCCUCCGGUGAAGGUGGAAGGUUUCCAGGAGUUGAUGGGAGGCGAUGGCACAUCGAAACAUGACUCAGAAGAUGGCAACAAGCUAACUUCUCCUUCCAAGUGA